AUGCCAUUGGAAGUUAAAGCGGUACUUGAUCGACAAGUUCCCGCGUAUCUAGCUGGAGAAGUGGUAAAAAUUACGGUAUUUUUGCGAAAUGUGCAUUUAUCUGGCGCAAAGUCGGUGAGCGAAUGUGUGGCUUGGGGAAGCGUUCAGUUAGGAUGCGAAAGAACGGGUGGAGGAAGAAUACGAGAUGAGAAAAGAAGGCCCACCACUUCGAUAGCUAAAUCUAACACCUGUGUAUAUUCUUCCUGCCCAACGAUUUUAUUUUGUGAUAUAAAACUAGCAGCAAAUGAACACAAAACUUUUACUUCACAGAUAGAACUUCCAUUGUAUGGACUUCCGCCCAGCUUUCGAGGAAAUUUGAUUCGGUACUACAAUCGUAUAACGAUCGCCGUUCAACACUUCAAUUCCCCGAUCAAGAUGUUACACAUACCCAUACAUGUCAUUCCAGCAGUUGGAAUCGAGUCAAAGCAGCCAGCAGCUUCAAAUCCUUUUCUGUUUGAAACAACUUCUCGUCCCACAAUGUCGGAGAUUGUUACUGCGACAGUAGACCAAAUAACUGCUCCAAGAAAGGAAUACAUUUAUCAAAUGACAAAUUCUAGUGGAAAAGUUGGAUCAUUAACGCUCUACAAGAAAGCAUACAAGUUAGGGGAGGAUAUCAUUGGGAAAUUAUCAUUCCAAGAUGCCGAAGUUUGUUGUUUUCAAUGGAGUGUACAUCUUGAAACGAUCGAAAAUAUUGAAGAUGACGAGAAAACCGAAACACAAGAUAAGAAGAGUUCAACGGUGUCAUGGGCCAUGCAGCAUAACGUUUCGGCGGAUUUUGUGGAGAAUACUUUUCGCCUACCCAUACCUUUACACGCUCCGCCUACUUUUAACACGAACUCGGUACGGUUGAAAUGGCGUUUACGGUUUGAAUUCGUCACUUGUAAGGAAUUGCAAUCAACACCGUCAAUUAAUGCUGCAGGUUUUCGUGUUUGGAGCGCCCCCGACAAUGUACCAAUCGAAACACUUUCCUGGCAUGUGGACUUGUUUGUGUUGGCAUGCAGUCCAUAUAAUGUGGCUCUGACCGAUAGUAACCUCACCGGAUCAGCGAUACUUGUGAUA
Molecule: messenger RNA, 1098 nt
Organism: Mesorhabditis belari
Lineage: Eukaryota; Metazoa; Nematoda; Chromadorea; Rhabditida; Rhabditidae
Source: the annotation of a GenBank genome assembly